Molecule: messenger RNA, 1247 nt
Organism: Trifolium pratense (red clover)
Lineage: Eukaryota; Viridiplantae; Streptophyta; Magnoliopsida; Fabales; Fabaceae
Product: vascular-related unknown protein 1-like
Exons: 3
Coding region: 89-670 (193 amino acids)
Biological process (GO): xylem development
Source: RefSeq, a predicted model, not a curated record
AAAAAUACAUUGUGUUUUUAUUAAAUACUAUCAUGAUGAUGGUUUUUGGGUUUAUAUAUUCUCCCAACCUCUGACAAAACAUUCUUGUAUGCUUUGUUAUGUUAUAAUUACAAGACUAAUAAAGCAUUCUCUGAAUUAUUCUAUGGAAAAAACAGUAUCAGCCAGUGCCAUUGAAAACACAACUUAUCAACAUGAGGAAAGUGGUUGGACAUCUUACUUUGAUGAUUUCUCUAAAAACAUUGAACCAAGUUACUGUUCUUCUUCAAGUUUAGGUGGUUCCUCUUUGGUCUCAGAUGCUGCUUCUUGUGCUGCAUGGAAAUUCUCACAUAAAAAUCACAUUAGAAACUCACAAAACCUCUCUAAGAAACUCUCUUUGAAGAAAACAAGAACCAAACAAAUAUCACAAGAUGACCCUUUAGAAGACACCGCCAGCUCCCCUGUCAAUAGUCCUAAGGUAAGUGACAUGAAUCCAAGAGAAAUGAUUUCAAGGAAGAUUGAUGAUCAACAAGAUGGCUCUAGGGGUAAGGGAUUUAACUCAGAACAUUUUUCAGAGCUAGAGACAAAUGAUUGUGACAUGAAUUUCAAUGGAAAAAAUAUUGAUUGUACAGAUUUGAAGAAAAGAGGACUCUGUUUGGUUCCCAUGUCCAUGUUGGUAAAUUACUAUGGAUGAUGAUCGAAUGAUAGUGUGUUUGUUCUUUGUCUACAAUCUCCUUUCUUCUUUAUUCUCUAUUCCUCCAAUUCUCUUGGUGAUCUCUAUGUGUAGUGUAGCUUAAAGAAAUGGAUUUGAUGUAGUCAGUAAUCAUUGUACUUAAUGAUCUCGAUUGUUGAUGAAGAUUGGACACCGGAGAUUCUUAGUUUUUCCUCUUGUCGAAGGAAAUUGUAAAUGAAUUCGAUUGUUAAUGAAGAUUGGACGGUGGAGAUUUCAAGUUACAAACUUGCUGAAGGAAGUGGAUUUGGUGCAUGUAGUUAGUAGUCAUUGUAAUUAAUGAUCUCGAUUGUGUGAUGAAGAUUGGACGGUUGAGAUUUCAAAUUUUAUGUUUUCAUAAUGAAAGAUAUAUGAUCUCUAUCUAAUGACUUAGACAUCAUCAACUGAAGUGUCGGUAGAAAAUUAUUGACCGCGGUGAUUUUGAGUCUUAGAUUAAGUGCUCAUGUUAAAUUGCUAUAUUACAUAUAGGAUGAUCAAUGAUGGAUGAAAUAAUUUGUACAAUACCUAUUAUUAUUCAAAUUGAGCUAAAAAUUCAUAUUAA